AUGGCUCCAGGGGACUCCGAUCUCCUCGUCUCCCAGCAAGGCGGCGUGAUCCUCUACGUGGGCUCCACGGCUGGCUCCAGCCCUACCCCGGGCAGCCCACCCGGCGGCUACCUGGUGCCCUCCCCACAGCAUUCCCUGCCCUCGUCGCUGGAGGAGCUGACGCUGACCGAGAUUGGGGCCAUCAAGCCGCAGGGCUCCAGCUCGCCAUCCUCGCCUAAGGUGGCCUUCCAGUUCCCGGAGGGGGUCAGGUACCCCAGCAAGGGCCAGUCGCCCCCCACCCAGAGCAGAGUUGCCACGGCCAAGCAGAACGGCAUGACCGGCACCUUCACUAAGACGGGCGGGAUGGUGCUGUUGUGCAAGGUGUGCGGGGACAUCGCCUCCGGCUUCCACUAUGGUGUCCACGCCUGCGAGGGCUGCAAGGGCUUCUUCCGGCGCAGCAUCCAGCAGAACAUCAACUACAAGAUGUGCGUGAAGAACGAGAACUGCAUGAUCAUGCGCAUGAACCGCAACCGCUGCCAGCACUGCCGCUUCAAGAAGUGCCUCGCCGUCGGCAUGUCCCGCGACGCGGUGCGCUUCGGGCGCAUCCCCAAGCGGGAGAAGCAGCGCCUGCUGGACGAGAUGCAGAGCUACAUGAACAGCCUCAACGAGGCCCCCAUGGACGUGGGGCUGGGGCCCGAGGGGGAGGCGCCCCCCAGCCCCGACGCCCAGGAGGAGGAGGCCAUCGGCGCCAUCUCGCGAGCCUAUCACGACAUCUUUGUCAGCGGGCAGGACCGGCUGGGCAAGCGGGCCGAGUCCUACCCCUCACUCAGGUACGCCGACCAGCAGCUCAACAACGGCUACGCCUACGGGCAGUACGACUCGGCCGGCCUGCCCCUCUCCGGCUACGGCGCCUGCCCCCAGGAGGCCCCCGGCUACGUGGACAAUGGGCCCCGCCGCUUCGGCAACGACAUCUACCAGGCCCAGCAGGCCGGCUACCUGGCCAACGCCGGGCACUACCCCACCUUCGACUACGGCUACUCCGAGGGCAGCCCCCAGAGGGCGUGUCCCUGGCGCUCGGCCACCAGCAGAGGCAUUGCGUGCCCGCUGAACGCCAGCCCCUACUGCAGCGACGGCAAGAGCAGCCAGCAGGUGUGGGAGGAGUUCUCCCAGUGCUUCACGCCCGCCGUCAAGGAGGUGGUGGAGUUCGCCAAGAGCAUCCCGGGCUUCCAGUCGCUCUGCCAGCAGGACCAGGUCAUGCUCCUCAAGGCGGGCACCUUCCAGGUGCUGAUGGUGCGGUUCUCCUCCCUCUUCAACCCCAAGGAGAAGGUGGUGACGUUCCUGAGCGGCGAGACCUACUCGCUCUGCAGCCUGCGCUCCAUGGGCAUGGGCUGCCUGCUGGACGCCAUGUUCGAGUUCAGCGAGAAGCUCGGCUCUCUCGGGCUGGAUGCCCAGGAGAUGGCGCUCUUCAUGGCCGUCGUCCUUGUCUCGGCAGAUCGCUCUGGCAUCUCAGACGUGGAUGCCGUGGAAAUCCUUCAGGAGACCCUCAUCCGGGCCCUGCGGACUCUGGUGACAAAGAAGCACCCCGACGACUCCACCCUCUUCCCCAAACUCCUCCUGCGCCUUCCCGACCUGCGGACCCUCAACAACCAGCACUCGGAGAAGCUCCUGGCCUUCCGGAUCGAUCCUUAAGCCCACCGGAGACGCCCGCCCUCCGAGCCUAGGGGGAGAAGGAUCAAGAAC
Messenger RNA from Terrapene triunguis (Three-toed box turtle), 1719 nucleotides. RefSeq names its product nuclear receptor subfamily 1 group D member 2-like. Gene Ontology annotation, biological process: hormone-mediated signaling pathway; positive regulation of transcription by RNA polymerase II; negative regulation of transcription by RNA polymerase II. The record is from RefSeq and is a predicted model, not a curated record. Lineage: Eukaryota; Metazoa; Chordata; Testudines; Emydidae. The coding region runs from base 1 to 1668 and encodes 555 amino acids. Gene Ontology annotation, molecular function: zinc ion binding; nuclear receptor activity; RNA polymerase II cis-regulatory region sequence-specific DNA binding. The transcript is spliced from 8 exons.